Delphinapterus leucas (beluga whale) is the source of this 4540-nucleotide messenger RNA. Lineage: Eukaryota; Metazoa; Chordata; Mammalia; Artiodactyla; Monodontidae. The record is from RefSeq and is a predicted model, not a curated record.
GGGAUCACCAAUCUGGGGUACAAGGUCUUAAUACAGCCUUCCAAUCGGCGGGCCAUUCACGAUAAGGACUGGAAAGACAAAUGUCUGCAGGAAAUGCUUCACUGAGUAGAGUUUGUUCAUGAGUGUUUACCUUGCCAGCCACCAGGUGAAGCCCCUCAUAUUCAUCAUUCUGUUUAUUCUUCACAAUAAUCUUAUGACACAGCAUACCUGGAAAUCACUUCAUGUCAGUUCAUAGACCUCAGCUUCAUUCUAUUUAAUGGCUGCUAUAAUUACUCCAUUAUUUAUCAUGACUUAUUUAACCAGUCUACUAUAAAUGGGCAAAUAGAUUGUUUUCAGAGAAACCAGGAAUAUGUCAAAGCUGGUGGCAUUCUUCAGGAGGAUAUUUCUGAAGCUUGUUUAAUUUUGGGAGUUAAAAGACCCCCAGAGGAAAAAUUAAUGCCUAAGAAGACCUAUGCAUUCUUCUCCCACACCAUAAAGGCUCAGGAGGCCAAUAUGGGUUUGUUGGAUGAGAUCCUAAAACAGGAAAUCCGACUUAUUGAUUAUGAGAAAAUGGUGGAUCAUAGAGGAAUACGGGUAGUGGCGUUUGGACAGUGGGCAGGUGUGGCAGGGAUGAUCAACAUUUUACAUGGAAUGGGUUUAAGGCUCCUUGCUUUGGGACAUCACACACCUUUUAUGCACAUUGGCAUGGCUCACAACUACAGGAACAGCAGUCAGGCUGUGCAAGCUGUCCGAGACACUGGCUAUGAAAUAUCUCUGGGUUUGAUGCCAAAGUCGAUAGGGCCCUUAACAUUUGUGUUCACAGGGACUGGUAAUGUAUCUAAGGGAGCCCAAGAAAUCUUCAAUGAAUUACCUUGUGAAUAUGUGGAGCCACAUGAAUUAAAAGAAGUUUCCCAAAAUGGAGACCUGAGAAAAGUGUACGGGACAGUGUUAAGUCGCCAUCAUCAUCUCGUCAGGAAAACAGAUGGUAUAUAUGAUCCUGUAGAGUAUGACAAAUAUCCUGAGCGCUACAUAAGCCGUUUUAAUACUGAUAUUGCACCCUAUACAACUUGUUUAAUUAAUGGAAUCUACUGGGAACAAAACACUCCUCGCCUACUAACUCGCCAAGAUGCUCAGAGUCUCCUGGCUCCAGGCAAGUCCUCAGUUGCUGGUGUUGAAGGCUGCCCUGCAUUGCCACACAAACUUGUGGCAAUAUGUGACAUUUCAGCUGACACCGGAGGAUCUAUUGAGUUUAUGACUGAGUGUACGACAAUAGAGCAUCCCUUCUGCAUGUAUGAUGCAGAUCAGCAUAUUAUUCAUGACAGCGUCGAAGGCUCUGGGAUUCUGAUGUGCUCCAUUGACAAUUUGCCGGCACAGCUUCCAAUCGAAUCUACCGAAUACUUUGGAGACAUGCUUUACCCUUAUGUUGAAGAAAUGAUAUUAUCAGACGCGACACAGCCUCUUGAGAGUCAGAAUUUUUCUCCUGUGGUGCGAGAUGCAGUGAUUACAUCCAACGGCACAUUGUCUAAUAAGUAUAAAUAUAUCCAGAAACUCCGGGAGAGCAGGGAACGUGUUCAGUCACUCUCAGUGAGCACCAAGAAAAAGGUCUUGGUUCUUGGAUCUGGUUAUGUAUCUGAGCCGGUGCUGGAAUACCUGUCGAGGGAUGACAAUAUAGAAAUAACAGUAGGCUCUGACAUGGAGAAUCAAAUCGAACAGUUAGGCAAGAAAUAUAAUAUUAAUCCUGUUAGCCUGUAUGUUGGUAAACAAGAAGUGAAGUUGAACUCCUUGGUGGCAACGCAGGAUCUCGUCAUCAGCUUGUUGCCUUAUGUAUUGCAUCCUCUUGUGGCCAAGGCAUGCAUCGCAAGCAAGGUUAACAUGAUCACUGCAAGCUACAUCACCCCGGUGCUAAAAGAAUUAGAAAAGAGUGUGGAAGAUGCUGGCAUCACAGUCAUUGGCGAAUUGGGAUUGGACCCUGGUCUUGAUCAUAUGUUGGCAAUGGAAACGAUAGAUAAGGCCAAAGAAGUGGGAGCCACGAUUGAAUCUUAUGUUUCCUACUGUGGUGGCCUUCCAGCCCCCGAACAUUCAGACAAUCCUUUGAGAUACAAAUUUAGCUGGAGUCCAGUGGGAGUUUUGAUGAACAUAAUGCAGCCCGCCACCUACCUGCUCAAUGGAAAGGUUGUGAAUGUGGUAGGGGGUGUCUCCUUUCUGGAUUCGGUUACUCCUAUGGAUUAUUUCCCUGGAUUAAAUUUGGAAAGUUAUCCUAACAGAGACAGUACCAAAUAUGCUGAGAUUUAUGGCAUUCCGUCUGCUCACACUUUAUUACGGGGGACGCUGAGGUACAAGGGAUAUGCCAAAGCCUUGAAUGGAUUUGUAAAAUUGGGUCUUAUAAACAGAGGUGCAUUUCCUGCCCUUCGACCUGAUGCCAAUCCGCUCACCUGGAAAGAACUCCUCUGUGAUCUAGUGGGAAUUUCACCCUCCUCCAAGUGUGAUGUGCUUAAGGAAGCUGUCUUUAAGAAACUAGAAGGAGACAAUACCCAGCUGGAGGCUGUUGAAUGGUUGGGCUUGCUUGGGGAUGAACAAGUCCCUCGGGCAGAGUCUCUCGUGGAUGCACUCUCCAAGCAUUUGGCCAUGAAGCUUUCCUAUGGCCCUGGAGAGAAAGAUAUGAUUGUGAUGAGAGACAACUUUGGAAUCAGACAUCCUUCUGGACAUUUAGAAAAUAAAACUAUUGAUCUUGUGGUUUACGGGGAUGUCAAUGGUUUUUCAGCUAUGGCUAAAACUGUGGGGUUACCCACUGCUAUGGCAGCCAAGAUGUUACUUGAUGGUGAAAUUCAAGCUAAAGGCCUGAUGGGGCCCUUUUCAAAGGAGAUCUAUGGACCAAUAUUGGAGCGAAUUAAAGCAGAGGGCAUUAUGUAUACUACACAGAGCACAAUCAAACCAUAAUCGAGAAUUAUAUUUUGUUUUUAUCUUCCCAGCCAACACAGCUCUGAACUUUUAUGUAACAAACAUGCUUGCUAAUGUGAUAUUUUAAAACAUAAAGCAUGAUAUGUUUUGAUUAAGUCAAUACGAUGGUGUUUUUGAAAUAUAAAUCUCUAUUUUAAUAUGAAAACAUUUGGAACAAGAGAUGCCAGUAAUUACCAGGGAACUUUAAUAAUUCUAUCAUGUAUUUUUUCAUGUGUAUGUAAAAGUGACAAUGAUUAUACUACUUGUUAAUUUAUUAUGCAACUUUUUUCCUACAAUAAUAUAUUUUCCGAUAAUUAGCAGAUGAAGUUUUAUCUUUUUAGUAAGAAAAAAAUUUCUUCAUGCAGCUUUUUCUUUUGCUUUUAUUUUUCAAACGGAUUCAGUUGGAUGCUUUUAGAUCACCAAAGCUUUGCAAUAAUACUAUUUUAUGCCUUUUUGUAAAAUGAUGAUUCAUUUAGAAAGUGACAUUUCUUACAGCUUUCUUUUAAUGUUUGGAGAAGGAAAUAGGUAAGACUAAAUCAAAAUCCACAUGGUCACCUCAUUAGGCACAGGAAAAGCGUUAACAAAUCCAACACACUUUUAUGAUAAAAAUACUCAACAAACUAGGAAUAGAAGGGAAUUCUUCAACCUGAUAAAGGGCAUCUAUGAAAAAACCAUAGCUAGUAUCAUAGUUAAUGAUGAAAGACUGAAGGAUUCCCCCCUAAAAUCAGAAACAAGACAAGGAUACUCUUGCCAUUUCCAUUCAACUUGUACUGGAGGGUAUAGCUGGGCAAUUAGGCAAGAAAAUGAAGUAAAAGACAUCUAGAUUAGAAAGGAAGAGGUAAAACUAUCUCUAAUGUUAUACAAAGAAAAUUCAAAGGAAUACUCUAAGAAAACAUUAGAACUAAUACAUGAGAUCAGCAGUUGCAUGAUACAGGAUUAAUAUUCAAAAAUUGAUUGUAUUUGUAUACAAUAUCAAUGAAUGAAGCAAAAGUAAUAUUAAGAAAUCAAUUCUAAGAAAAAGUGUAAAAUAGGAAUAGAUUGAGAGUCCAGAAAUAACUCAUAUUUACAGUCAAUUGACUUUUGAAAAAGGUGCUAGGACAAUUCAAUUGAGGAAAAUAAUCUUUUCAUCAAAUUGUGCUGAAACAACUGGAUAUCCACAUACAAAAGAAUAAAGUUGGACUCCCUACCUCACAGCACAUAUAAAAAUUAUCUCAAAAUGGACCAAAUACCUAAAUAUGAGAGCAAACACUAUAAAACUUUUAGAUGAAAUCAUAGGUGUAAAUCUUCAUGAUCUUGGAUUAGGCAGUGCUUUCUUAAAUAAAUGACACCAAAAGCACAAGCACUGAAAGAAAAACAAUAGAUAAAUUGGGUAUCAUCAUGAUUAAAAACUUCUGUGCUUCCAAGAAUACCUCAAGAAGGCAAAAGACAACCCAUAGAAUGAGAAAAAGUGUUUGCAAAUCAUAUACCAAGUGAGAGAAGAACUUGUACUUAGAAUAGGUAAAGAACUACUAUAUUCAAGAAAAAGUCAAAGAGCCCAAUUAAAAUAAAUGGACAAAGGAUCACAAUUAACAGUUCUCCAAAGAAGACAUACAAAAGGCCAAUAAGCACAUGAAAAGAUGCUUAA